Messenger RNA from Puma concolor (puma), 1410 nucleotides. RefSeq names its product NOP2/Sun RNA methyltransferase 6 (gene NSUN6). Gene Ontology annotation, biological process: RNA methylation. Gene Ontology annotation, molecular function: RNA methyltransferase activity; RNA binding. Lineage: Eukaryota; Metazoa; Chordata; Mammalia; Carnivora; Felidae. The record is from RefSeq and is a predicted model, not a curated record.
AUGUCUAUUUUCCCUAAAAUAUCUUUGAGACUUGAGGUUGAAAGGUACCUUAAGGAGGGUUUUAUGAAUAAGGAGGUGGUAUCUGCUCUAGGCAAACAAGAAGCAGAAAGGAGAUUUGAAACUCUGUUAAAUCACUUAUCACACCCUCCAUCAUUCACAACUGUCAGAGUAAACACACAUCUCGCCUCAGUGCAACAUGUGAAAAAUCUGUUGUUGGAUGAGCUUCGGAAGCAAUUUAAUGGAUUAAGUGUUCCUAUUCUCCAACAUCCAGACCUUCAGGACGUCUUACUCAUUCCUAUUAUUGGACCUAGGAGGAAUAUAAAAAAACAGCAGUGUGAAGCAGUUGUGGGAGCACAGUGUGGCAACGCAGUGUUAAGAGGAGCCCAUGUCUACGUUCCCGGAAUUGUGUCAGCUUCGAAAUUUAUGAAAGCUGGAGAUGUUAUUUCUGUAUACUCUGAUAUUAAAGGCAAAUGUAAGAAAGGAGCCAAAGAAUUUGAUGGAACGAAAGUAUUUCUUGGCAAUGGGAUUUCUGAGCUAAGCCGCAAAGAAAUCUUCAAUGGGCUACCUGAACUGAAAGGUAUAGGCAUAAGAAUGACAGAACCGAUAUACCUCAGCCCCUCAUUUGACAAUGUACUGCCCAACUACUUAUUUUUACAGAAUUUGCCAUCUGCCGUCGUAACUCAUGUUCUGGAUCCUCAACCUGGAGAGAAGAUUCUAGAUUUGUGUGCAGCACCCGGAGGCAAAACUACACACAUUGCAGCAUUAAUGCAUGAUCAGGGAGAAGUAAUAGCACUGGAUAAAAUAUCCAACAAAGUAGAAAAAAUAAAACAGAAUGCUUUAUUGUUAGGGCUGAAUUCCAUCAAGGCAUUUUGCUUUGAUGGAACAAAGGCUCUUAAACUCGAUAUGGUUAAGGAUGCUGAAGGAAAACCUCCAUUCUUACGAGAAUCUUUUGACCGAAUUCUUCUUGAUGCACCAUGCAGUGGAAUGGGACAGAGACCAAACAUGGCUUGUUCUUGGACUUUGAAAGAAGUGACAUCAUAUCAGCCAUUACAGAGAAAACUCUUUACUGUGGGAGUUGAGCUGCUGAAGCCGGGGGGCGUGCUGGUUUACAGCACGUGCACCAUCACACUGGCGGAAAACGAAGAACAGGUUGCCUGGGCCCUCGCAACCUUUCCUUGCCUCCAGCUUCAGCCCCAGGAACCACAGAUUGGAGGAGAAGGAAUGAUGGGUGCCGGCCUAUCAUCUGAACAAUUGAAACAGCUGCAGCGAUUUGAUCCAUCUGUUGUGCCAGUUCGGGACACUGACAUCGCUUCUCUCGGAGAUGCCAGAAUAGAAGACAUGAUUUGGCUGGCAAAUAAAGAUUGUAUAGGUUUUUUUAUUGCAAAAUUCAUAAAACGCAAAAGCACGUAG